Messenger RNA from Sinocyclocheilus rhinocerous, 5427 nucleotides. RefSeq names its product afadin-like. Bases 18 to 5285 code for a protein of 1755 amino acids. Gene Ontology annotation, cellular component: adherens junction. Gene Ontology annotation, biological process: regulation of protein localization; signal transduction. Gene Ontology annotation, molecular function: cell adhesion molecule binding. Lineage: Eukaryota; Metazoa; Chordata; Actinopteri; Cypriniformes; Cyprinidae. The transcript is spliced from 33 exons. The record is from RefSeq and is a predicted model, not a curated record.
UGGAGUUCCAUGGCGUGAUGCGUUUUUACUUCCAGGAUCGAGUGGCGGGGAACUUUGCCACAAAGUGUAUCCGAGUGUCCAGCACGGCGACCACGCAGGAUGUGAUCGAGACGCUGGCGGAAAAGUUCAGACCGGAUAUGAGGAUGCUGUCUUCUCCCAAAUACUCCCUCUAUGAGGUCCACGUCAGUGGCGAAGAGAGGAAACUGGACUUGGACGAGAAACCACUGGUCGUACAGCUGAACUGGAACAAAGACGACAGAGAGGGCCGCUUCGUACUCAAGAACGAGAACGACAUCAUGCCCAAGAGAACACUGACAAAUGGCCCUGAGAAAGAGAAGGAGGGGGUGAUCCAGAACUUCAAAAGAACACUGUCCAAGAAGGAGAAGAAGAAAGAGAAGAAGAGGGAGGAGGCGGCCUUUUCCAGAAUUCCAGAUGUAGACGAUCACACACUGAACCGCGAGGAUGGAGAGAACUCCAGAUUGGCUGCUGAGGUAUAUAAAGACAUGCCAGAGACCAGUUUCACAAGGACCAUUUCUAACCCCGAGGUGGUGAUGAAGAGGAGACGACAGCAGAAGCUGGAGAAGAGGAUGCAAGAAUUCCGCAGCGGAGACGGUCGACCGGAUUCAGGAGGGACUCUGAGGAUCUACGCCGAUAGUCUGAAGCCAAACAUUCCCUACAAGACCAUCCUGCUCUCAACUACUGAUAUGGCUGACUUUGCUGUGGCCGAGGCUCUGGAGAAAUACGGGCUGGAGAAGGAAAAUCCCAGAGAUUAUUGCAUCGCCCAGGUGAUUCAUGCAAAUGAUAAACCAGUGAAGGAGACCAUACUAGACGACACAGAUUGCCCUCUGCAGAUCCUCAGAGACUGGACAAGCGAUAAAGAUCCCUUAGUAUUCCAACUGAAAAAGCGUCCUCCAGACUACGCUCCAAGGAAAGGACGUAAAUCCGACAACAGGAUGGGGCCGCCUCACGGAUCCAUUCCUCCCGAGAAACUGCCCUACCUGGUUGAACUGAGCCCAGGGCGAGGGAGUCAUUAUGCCUACUACUACCGUCAUCAUGAAGAUGGGUCAGACUCCAGGGAUAAACCCAAACUUUACCGACUACAGCACAGCCUCACUGAGGUCGGAUCUGACCGAAGUGAAGAUGGAAGCAUUCAACUGUUUGGGCCUGGGAUUCUGCCUCACCACUGUGACCUGAUGCAUGCGGACGGGCUUGUGACCGUGACCCCUGUCAGUUUGGACGCUGAGACGUUCGUGGAUGGACAGCGGAUCUCCGACACUACGGUUCUGCGCAGCGGCGUGACGGUCCAGUUCGGAGCCAUUCACGUCUUCAAAUUCGUAGACCCCAGCUAUGACCACAGCAUGUCCAAGAGAGGCUACACCUGGUCCCUCCGCUCACCUGGCUUCAGUCUUGUCAUCAAUAAUCCAGUGGAGAUGAGAAUGCUCAUUCAAACACGCACAGCACAGUUUGGCAUCUGUGACAGGAUGUUGUACAGCAGGACUGGAGCGGGGUCUCUGGAGCGGUGGGCGUCUGUAGAGAACGGUGUCAAUCUGUCCUAUCUCAACUGGUUCAUCAAGCAACAAUUCUUUCCCCGCAGGUCCCAGGAUGGCCCAGAACUCACUCUGCCGGCCAACAUCGAGUUCAGGGAAAACUCCGAGGAUGCCUUCCUGUCUGCCAUCAUUAACUACACCAACAGCUCAACGGUGCACUUCAAGCUGUCCCCCACCUAUGUGCUGUACAUGACCUGCCGUUACGUCAUGUCCAGCCAAUACCGGCCUGACAUCAGCCCCUCUGAGCGAACACACAAGGUCAUCGCCAUUGUCAACAAGAUGGUGAGCAUGAUGGAAGGAGUUAUCCAGGAGAUUGCUGAAGGUGAUCAGAAACAGAAGAACAUCGCAGGGGCUCUGGCCUUCUGGAUGGCUAACGCCUCAGAGCUGCUGAACUUCAUCAAACAGGACAAGGAUCUGAGUCGCAUCACGCUAGAUGCACAGGAUGUCCUCGCUCACCUGGUUCAGAUGGCUUUUAAAUACCUGGUGCACUGCUUGCAGUCAGAUCUGAAUAACUACAUGCCAGCUUUCCUGGAAGAUCCCGAUGAACAGAACCCACAGAGGCCCAAGAUAGAGGACGUUCUGCACACGCUAACGGGCGCCAUGUCUCUUCUGCGGCGGUGCCGUGUCAAUGCGGCCCUCACCAUUCAGCUUUUUUCGCAGCUCUUCCACUUCAUCAACAUGUGGCUCUUUAACAAGCUGGUGACGGAGGCUGACUCAGGCCUGUGCUCGCACUACUGGGGCGCCAUCCUGCGACAGCAGCUCAGCCACAUCGAGGCGUGGGCUGAGAAACAGGGUUUGGAGCUGGCCGCAGACUGCCACCUCAGUCGCAUAGUCCAGGCAACGACCCUCCUCACCAUGGACAAAUACUCCAUGCAAGAUGUGCAGAACAUCAACAACACCUGCUUCAAGCUCAACUCUCUGCAGCUCAACGCUCUGCUGAGCAACUACCACUGCGCUCCUGAUGAACCCUACAUUCCUCCUGAGCUGAUUGAUCACGUGGUGGCUGUGGCCGAGAACACGGCGGACGAACUGGCCCGAAGCGAUGGGCGGGAAGUACAGCUUGAAGAGGACCCUGACCUCCAGCUGCCUUUCCUACUGCCCGAGGAUGGCUACUCAUGUGACGUGGUGCGGAACAUUCCUAACGGAUUCCAAGAGUUCCUAGAGCCGCUUUGCCAGAGAGGUUUUUGUCGAUUGACACCUCAUCCACGCUCUCCAGGAACUUGGACCAUCUAUUUUGAAGGAGCUGAUUGCGACAGUCACUUCUCAGCUGACACGUCGGAACUGCCAAUGCGGAAGGAACCGGAAAUUGCGACAGUGACUUUGAAGAAACACAAUGGGAUGGGCCUCAGUAUUGUGGCGGCCAAGGGUGCCGGACAGGACAAACUUGGUAUUUACAUCAAGUCUGUUGUCAAAGGAGGUGCGGCAGACAUAGAUGGGCGUCUGGCUGCCGGAGACCAGUUGCUCAGCGUGGAUGGAAGAAGUCUGGUUGGCCUCUCGCAGGAGAGGGCGGCGGAAUUGAUGACACGAACCGGCUCUGUUGUAACGCUCGAGGUGGCCAAACAGGGAGCCAUUUACCACGGCCUGGCCACGCUCCUCAACCAGCCGUCCCCCAUGAUGACCCGCGCAUCAGACCGUGGACGUGGAGACAAGGGAAAGAUGAGACCAAAGAGCGAGGGCUUUGAGCUCUACAACAACUCUGUCCAGAACGGCUCGCCUGAGAGCCCCCAGGGCACGUGGGACACCUAUCCUGAACCAAAGAAGGAGGACAGGUUGUUGAAGAACCGUGCAGACCACCGAUCAAGCCCAAAUGUGGCUAACCAGGCCCAUAGUCCAGGCGGGAAGCCUGUUUACCCAGGAGCCCCAGGAAAGAUCACUUCGGUCUCGACGGGUAACCUCUGUCCUGAUGAGGAGCCCUCUCCACCCCAUCCAGAGGCGUAUCCCAUCCCCACUCAGACAUACCCAAGGGAAUACUUCACCUUCCCAGCCUCCAAAUCUCAGGAUAGGAUGGGCCCUGGCCAGCCCUGGCAAAACAAUGAACCGGAGCCUCUCCCCCCUAUGGAUAACCACUCGAACAACAGCAUGGCUAUACAGCGGGUGGCGCGCUCUCAGGAGGAGCUGUGCGAGAUGCCGGGCAGGUACCCAGGUGAACGCCUGCGCCAGGAAGACCUGAUGCACCUGCAGCAGCAGCAGCGUGAUGCCGAGUACCAACGAGGCAGUGGGGAGCACUGGAACCACCAGAUGUCCUCCUCGGUGGAGUCCAGCACCUCCAGCCAAGAGCACCUCAACUACUCGUCGUCUUCCGGCUCCAGGAUCCAAGGCAACCACAAGAGCGGCCCUGGCCGCUGGAAGACCCCGAUAGCACCCCACUCCGGCCCCGUGUGUGUCUCCCAACCUUCCCGUUCAGAUCUUCCACCUCCUCCUCCUCCUCCUGCGCACUACGACUAUGAGCCACAAACUGACCUGCCGCUUCCUCCACCGCCCUCUAUUACACAGCAACAGGCAGCGGCCGCUGUGGCCACGGUUGAACGCAAGAAACGCGAGGAGCAACAGCGCUGGUAUGAGAAGGAAAAAGCCCGGCUUGAAGAGGAGCGAGAGAGGAAGAGAAGAGACCAGGAGAGGAAGCUGGUGCAGAUUCGCAACCCUCCCGGCCCAGUCAUGCACAACAACCAGCACGGCCCAUUGCCGCCCGCCCCUCAGCACCAACAGAUGCCCCAUCCACAGCCCCCCAUGCAGGUGCCCCAACCGUACCUUCCCCCAGUCCAGCAGCCCCAACCGCACCUUCCCCCAGUCCAGCAGCCCCAACCGCCACAGCCACAACCCGCCCGACCAGACAAGCUAUCCAGCCUUCCCCGCCAGCCGCCACAGGACACAGUAAUUCGUGACCUCUUGCCCCAGCAGCAGCCACGCACCAUCGAAAGACGUGACCUGCAAUACCUCACCAUCAGCAAAGAGGAGCUGUCCGCCAGCGACAGCCUAUCGCCCGACCCGUGGAAAAGGGACGCCCGAGAGAAACUGGAGAAGCAGCAGCAGCUUCACAUCGUGGACCUUCUAGACAAGGAGAUCCAGGAGCUUCAGGCCAAACCUGAACGCACGGCUGAGGAGAACGACCGUCUGCGCAAACUCAUGCUGGAGUGGCAGUUCCAGAAGAGACUGCAGGAGUCCAAGCAGAACGAGGAGGAUGAGGAGGAGGAGGAUGACGAAGAUCACAACCCAUACUGCCCUGGAAUGUUCCUGGCAGCACAUCACUACGUCCCAGCCCACUGCGCCAAUUUUUUUUUACUUUUAUCUUCUCGAAAACCCCUCCUUUUCUUUAUUUCUUACUACUUUUUUAUUCUCUCUCUCCCAACCCUUUGGUUGCUCUGUAUGUUUUUGUUUCUCCUGCAGCAGACUGCUGUUCCAGCAAUCUCUGUACUAGACUUGCUGCAGGACGAGGAGCGACGACGGAAACAGCAGUUGGAGGAAAUCCGUAAGCGUGAGGCAGAAGAGCGAGCCAAACAGGAGGAGGAGAGACGCUGGAGAGAGGAGGAGAGAGCCAGACGAGAGACCGAGGAGAAGAGGAGACAGGAGGAAGAGUACUACACCCGCCUGGAGGCAGAGCGGCGCCGGCAGCACGAGGCAAUGCCAACAGUACUGCUCCCAAGGCAGGGCAGCCCCCUCUCCCUCCCGCCAAACCCAGCUUCAUCCCAUCGGCCAACUCGAAAGGAUUUAAUUCAUACACUGGAAACACAACAGGACUAGGAUCAGGAGAGAUUUACAAAGACCCGCGAGAGAAGUGGACAAAAGGCGGCCCCGAUCAGGAGAACUCAGUCGGAGGAGCUCCAGAAAGCCUGACAUUUAAGGAGCGCCAGAGACUCUUCUCACAGGGAAAGGAAGUGUCGAA